AAAUCAUUCGGGUAUUUGAUUAAUUACAUUUUGCUCAUUGUAAAACGCAUCAACACUUCCACAAACAGCCUCAAAUACUUCCAGAAUCACUUUCACAAUACACGUAAACAGGCUUUAAUAACAUGAUUCUAUGAGAGCAGGUUGUUUAUUCCAGCACAAAUACAAGCUUACUCACUAAUGAAUGCACAAAAAUGACAGUGUGAAUGGGAUUCUGUGUGUGUGUGAGAGAGAGAGUGUGUGUUUAUUUCAACAUUAUCAACUGAAGCCACGGGGAUAAGAAGCUACAAGCUCGAUAUUCCUCCGUACACAGCGCAUUCAAUUGGCUGAAAGUGGUCAGGUGACGCUGUCAUAUUGUCCUUCCAUGAGCCAAGCCUUGGCUAUAACACUUGGUUUGCGCGUCUUAACCGGAGACUGGAAAUUAAUAUUAUUGAAAUCCUUCUGAAGUUCAUUUGAAAGAGAGUUAGGAAAGCAGGCGGGAGACGUAUGUGACAGGAGGAAGCAGAACCCAAAGCACAACGAAAGAUAGUGUAAGAUUGAGAAAGGAAAUAAGAUAGGAGGGUGAGUUGAUGAGAGGGCGAUAGGGAAGGUAUGAAUUCGUAUUUCGCGAACCCGUCGCUCUCUUGCCAUUUAUCUGGUGCGCAAGAGGUUUUGCCCAAUAUGCCCCUCAACACGACCACAUAUGAUUCAGUCAGACAUUUUUCGUCUUAUGGCACUACGGUGACGCAAAACCGGAUUUAUGCGUCCCCUUUCUAUUCACCUCAAGACAACGUUGUGUUUGGAUCAAGUAGAGGACCGUACGAGUAUGGAUCUAACGUGUUUCUCCCAGAUAAGGAUGUGCUUCCCAGUUGCAGGCAAACUGGUAUGGGACUCAGUGCUCAGAGCCACGUUGCCCAGGAGUACAACCUGGAACAAGCUCGUGCAGGAGCCCAAGAACAGAAAGGGAACAACAUUCAGAUCUACCCAUGGAUGCAGCGUAUGAACUCGCACAGCGGAGUUGGAUACGGGUCAGACAGAAGAAGAGGUCGCCAGAUUUACUCCAGAUACCAAACAUUGGAAUUGGAAAAAGAAUUUCACUUCAACCGGUAUUUAACCAGACGCAGACGUAUCGAGAUCGCCAACGCUCUGUGUCUAACCGAGCGUCAAAUCAAAAUCUGGUUCCAGAACCGGCGCAUGAAAUGGAAGAAAGAGACUAAUCUAACUUCUACAGUACCGGGGACCGAAUCGACGGGUGCUUCUCAUGAGACCGAGAAGGAGACCGAGGAGGAGACAGAGGAAGCUAAAAAAAAAGAUUAGAAAAUCAAUUUUCUCGUUCUCGAAAGCCUGUUAACUGCAACGUAACUACCUAAACUCUGAAAAUUGCAAAUAUUAAUGCAUGGACCGUAUACUCUGCUAUUCUUUUGACCGUCCCCUCCUCCUCCGAUUUCCACACCAUUUUAUUACCACCACGCCAAUAAAAUAUACACACGUAGAAACAAACGGAGAAAUUGAGUCGCACAUGCACCAUUAUGCAAUUCACUACCCUUUGAAUACAAAACAGCUCUUUCUUUGGCUGCGUGGUAAAUGCCACAGAUGAUCUAUUUGUGUGGUUGACAGCUCUAGUAUUAAAAUGUUGCCAUAGGGCUAGUAGAAAAUUGCUCAGACAAAUAUUCAAAAUUGAUAAGUAAGCUUAAUUUCCCCUUUCCCCAACUAUCAGAGCAUCCAAACAGAGCCCCCUAAGCAUUCCAGAAGUGAAGGAAACUUCUUAUGUGCACAUUCUGUGUAUUUGUCCAGACAUAUUAGUACAAUGAUACAAACACUGACGGGAUGAACUAUACUACCUAACUCAUUGAUUCAUAUUAUAUAUUUU
This is a messenger RNA of Xyrauchen texanus (razorback sucker), 1846 nucleotides long. Its product is annotated as homeobox protein Hox-C6a-like. Gene Ontology annotation, molecular function: RNA polymerase II cis-regulatory region sequence-specific DNA binding; DNA-binding transcription factor activity, RNA polymerase II-specific. Lineage: Eukaryota; Metazoa; Chordata; Actinopteri; Cypriniformes; Catostomidae. The transcript has 2 exons. The record is from RefSeq and is a predicted model, not a curated record. Gene Ontology annotation, biological process: regulation of transcription by RNA polymerase II; anterior/posterior pattern specification. Gene Ontology annotation, cellular component: nucleus. The coding region runs from base 589 to 1293 and encodes 234 amino acids.